GGGUUUCUAGAACUGGAACCAAUCGAAAUUGUUUCUGACAAUAUAUAUAUAUCAUCUUCAUUCUCUCUCUCCUUCUUAAAACUACUUGCAGACCAUUUUCCUUCCACAUCUCAAAACCCUAAUUCUAACAAUACAUGCCCCGCCUUUUCACAAGAUCAGAGAAGAUCGCAUUCACAUACAAAGUGUUUGAAGAUAUUACUUUGAUGUAACAAAUAAUGGAGGCAAACGUAUGUGAUGUUAAUCGUUUAGACUCUGAUGUUCUUCUGCCUCCAAGAAAGCGUCUACUCGCCUGUUUAAAAAAGCAAAAUGGCGACAUCAAUGGAAGCCCAAAUUCACCAUCAACAUGUACCCCAUUGAGUAAAUUAGACACCCGAAUCAGUUACUUAUUAAGAGCUCAUUUAAGCACUGAUAAUCCUUCACAAGAGGAGAUUGUAGCAGCCUCAAGAUCAGCAGCUGAAGUUGCAGUCAAAGUCGCCAUGGCUGCAAGAGCUGCAGCUGAAGAGAAAGCAGUAAUAGCAUCCAAAGCCAUGGCUGCUGCCAAAAAAGCUUUAGAAUUAGUCGCCAUUGUUGAUGAUCAAAAUCAAGAAACACCAUCUUCUCCAGAACAAGAUUCAAAUUCAAAGAAGAAUAAGCAAGUUGAGGUACAAAUGUUGUAUAACAAUAAGAAACCAAGGUUAGAAAAUGGUAAUAAGACAAAUGAUGAAGAAUUAGCACGUAAAUUACACCAAGCCAUAAACAGCUCCCCUAGAAUUUCAAAAUCUGGUGUACCUCUUCCCUCUGAGUUAAAGGCUCAUAAUAAUAAUAAGCUUAAAAAGUUAUCAGAAAACGGUAUAAUUAGCAAUGGAAGUAUAGUUGUUGAAGGGAUUUAUAGAAAUGAUAAAAAAGCAGAAGAAGAUAUUACAACAAAUGGGGAGAGAGAGAGAAUACAGACACAGACACAAACACAUUCAAAGGUGAAAUCUUGUGAUGAUGAUAUGAGUAUGACUUCUUUUGGUAGAAAAAGGGGAAGAAUGAAACAGAAGAAGUUGCCAUUGAGUAUAUGUCAUGAUAGGGAUCAACUUCAACUUCAAGCAAACCCUAACCCUAACCCUAACCCUAACCCUAAAGAGGUUCAUGAUCAUCAUCCUUCUUCUAAAACCUCAUUAUCUGUAGGGAUGCCACCUGGCAAUAAUGUUGUUGAGAGGAAUUUGUGGAAGUGUCAGGCUUUUAAAGCAUCCCCUUGUGUUAAACAAAACAAAGUUAUGCAGUUGUGAUGUUUUUAUGUUUACCAUAACAAUCAGCAAUUGGGAGAGCAUAGUGGUUCAGGCUGAAAGAAGUUAACUUGAAGAGAAAGAAUGAAUGAAUGAAUGGAUGGUAGUGUGAGAUGAUGAAUUAGGGGAUUGAUUAUAAGAGAGAUAUGUUCAUGUUGUAUGUAGUACAAAAGGUUGAAAGUGUUGAUGAUAUUUUCUGAUUAGUCUUUGUGGUGUUUGACAUGGGUUUGUAAAGACAAACAAGAUUUUUUUGGCUUGAAUAAUGGAAAAUCCUUUAAUAUUA
Molecule: messenger RNA, 1533 nt
Organism: Lactuca sativa (garden lettuce)
Lineage: Eukaryota; Viridiplantae; Streptophyta; Magnoliopsida; Asterales; Asteraceae
Source: RefSeq, a predicted model, not a curated record